Molecule: messenger RNA, 821 nt
Organism: Asparagus officinalis (garden asparagus)
Lineage: Eukaryota; Viridiplantae; Streptophyta; Magnoliopsida; Asparagales; Asparagaceae
Exons: 2
Coding region: 193-639 (148 amino acids)
Source: RefSeq, a predicted model, not a curated record
CUUUCUUUCUUUUUAUUCUCUCAUCACUCUUUUUCUUCUGUCCACAUUGUUUUAUUUAUUUAGACAAGCUUAUCAGUUAGACUUAAGACUUAAGUUUGCCUCUCUCUCUUGUUCUCUUCAUCUUAGUCCUUGAAACCACAUGUAUAUAUUAUGCCCACUAUAUAGGAGGCUGAGAGCAAGAGGAAGCAAGAGAUGGAGGAAGGAAGUGAAGAGAAGAAAGAGGAGGAUGAUGGAUGCUGCUUGUGUGGGGACGUGGGGUUCUCCGAUCGUCUCCUCCGUUGCAGUUGUAGUAGAUUACAACACACAUACUGCAGCAGAGUGUACCCAAACAUCAAUAUGUCAAGCUGGCAAUGCGAGUGGUGCCUUUACAAACACAGCAAGUAUCACCAGAAACAACAGCAACAGCACCAUUCCACCAUUACAAACGCUUCGUUGAAGAAGAGGCAAAGAGAUAAAGGGGAGAUGCAAGUUUUCAUUCACGACCAAAAUAAAACAGUAACUUCAAAGAAGCAACGUCGGCAGCAGAAAAAUGAGUCAUCUUCAUCGAUGCCAUCCGUGAGAACUUGCCAUAGGAAUCAGUUGAGGAAACCCAGUGUCGUUAGUCGCCGUUAUAAACUGCUAGCAGACGUUUUAUGCUGAGAUCAAAGAUGAUAUCACUACCCAAGUCUCUUGUACAGAACAUCACUAUUGAGCAAAUAUGGUCCUUUGAGGCUCUAUAUAAUGUUAUUUGCAGGGUCCAAAGUUCAGCAAACUUAACUCGGUAUGGAACAAAAGAAAAAAAAAAUUAUCUAUUGCAUAUAGACCAAGAAUGCAAAGAAUAA